Coffea arabica (coffee) is the source of this 1041-nucleotide messenger RNA. Lineage: Eukaryota; Viridiplantae; Streptophyta; Magnoliopsida; Gentianales; Rubiaceae. The record is from RefSeq and is a predicted model, not a curated record.
AUGGGUUGUGGUGAAGAUGAUGAUACAGGUGUACAAGAAGAACUAAAGAAGUUAGCAAUCAAUGAUCAUGACUCUGCUUCACCAGAAAUUGUUUCAAAGAAUGCUGAUACUCAAGACAGUCCAACUGGAGAAGUAAAUGACAGUGAUGCCACUAUUCCUAAUGAUCUUCCAAGAAUCUCGAAAUUUGUCCAGAGCCAUCCCAGGGAGCUUAUAAUUGGUGAUCCAUCUGAAAAGGCUAGAGAUGAGGACAUUGAAAUUGUGGACCCAUCUACUAAGGCACCUAAAAAGAAGAUUGUGACCCGUGGUGGUAAAGUGAAGCAAACUGCCCAAAAAAAAUUGGUUUCUCCAACUGCUGAACCAACUGAUGAGCAGAUGGAAGAGCAGAACCCUGAAGAAAACACAAUUGGCGGAAAUGAGGAACCAGAGCGGGCUAUCCAGGGUGAUGAAACUAAUGAAGGAAACACUGCUGAGAAUCAGCAAACACUUGAACCCUCCACCAGGAAGUUUCCAAGGACAAGAUCUGAGACUCAAAAUGUGGAGGCAUCCGCCACACAAAUCUCGAAAGAGAAACGCUCUGGAAAGACUCCAGAGACUGUGGCUGAGUCUAGAAGGAAAAACUUUCAUGAAACACCUGUCACUCCUAGGACUACUCGUGAUCAGUCAGAUUAUGUCUCUCCUUUCACUAUUCAUCCUAGAAAGUCUGCCAGCAAGUCUUUUUCUUCCAAUUCUGAGGUCAUCUCCCUGCUUGAAAACCUUAAACAACAUAUUAUGCUUAUUGAAGAUUGUCUCAUGAUGACCAUGUCUCCUGCCCAACAAUCUUCUUUCAUUGAAAAAAGAAACCUUCUUGUGCCUCUUGAACCUAAAAACAAUGAAAAUACCUAUCAGAAAGAGCUAAGAUCUGAGCCCAUAGGGCCAACUACUGGUACUGAAGCCACACCAACUUUCAGCUCUCAGCCUAAGGAUAAAGGCAAGGCUCCAGCUACUGAGGAGGCAUAUGAAGAAGACGAUGAAGAAACUGAGGAAGAAGUGGAUCCUGAAUAG